Molecule: messenger RNA, 666 nt
Organism: Penicillium brevicompactum
Lineage: Eukaryota; Fungi; Ascomycota; Eurotiomycetes; Eurotiales; Aspergillaceae
Product: C2H2-type zinc finger protein
Exons: 2
Coding region: 1-666 (221 amino acids)
Biological process (GO): positive regulation of transcription by RNA polymerase II
Cellular component (GO): nucleus
Source: RefSeq, a predicted model, not a curated record
AUGAAGGAAAACAAUAUUACCCCCUCUACUUCGCAGCCUGCGAGAUUGCCUGCACCUGCCGCUAAGUCACCAAUCCAGGCAACGGCUACCUCAGCCGCCGCAACCAUUACGGUCAACAGCCCCUCUAUGAACGGUGCUGGCCAGCAGCUGUUUUGUCAGUGGUUUGGAUGUACUGAAAAUUCUCCUACCGCCGAGGCUCUCUAUAAGCAUCUCUGUGAAAGCCACAUUGGCCGUAAGAGCACUAACACCCUUAACCUUACCUGCGAAUGGGGUACCUGCAAUACCACAACGAUAAAGCGGGAUCACAUCACCUCACACAUCCGGGUGCAUAUACCGCUCAAGCCUCACAAGUGUUAUUUAUGCGGCAAGGCCUUCAAGCGCCCUCAGGAUCUGAAGAAGCAUGUGAAGACCCACGCAGACGACUCGGAGAUCCGAUCCCCCCAAUUGGACCUAAAGCGCCCAAAAAUAAUAUCUUCUCAAAUAUCCAAGGGGUAUGCUGCUGCCGCCGGUUACUUUGAGAGCUCGGUCAAUGGUGUCAAUGGUCAAUAUGCACAAGCUACUUCCCAAUACUAUCAACCACGCCCUCAUUAUCACGCUACCAACACUCAGUUCUAUGGAAAUUUGUACUAUGGGUUAAGCCAGCGUCAAGAGGGAAACCAUCUUUAG